AUGACUGACGCAGAGAAGGCGCCCUUUUUCAAGCCCACGGUCUCUCAAACUGGUAAACUUCUGUGUGAACAAUUGAAACACCCGCUGAGAACCUUUAGCAAUUCGGACUACACAGCUGAAUUAACCGGAAAAAUGACCGAAUUCAUCCACUACGUCAACUCGGCGUUUGAAAACGUGCCGCAGGAGGAUAUGACAGUUGCCCUUUCCAGUGGACUUCAAUCAGCAUGGUAUUCACACUUGUUUACUAGGGUCGAAACCGUCAUCCGAACCUCCAAUGGUCAACCUAGUGACUUUGCGCAAUUGGCAAGCGAACUGGCAGAAUUUGCAGCCAAAAAUCAUAAUACCUUUUUCUCUGUUCAACAAACCCAGACAAAGAAGCGUAGAAGUCGAUUUAAGAAUCUUGCUGAUUGGGAGAGAACCCAGAAAUCAAAGGAGGAGGUGACGUGGGAUGAGGCGCGGCACUAUGUCGAAAGUGCUAUUUAUGAUGGAAGUAUUGCUUGCGACCGUGUUGGGAGCUAUGCAUACUGCUCCCAAGGCUAA
Tremella mesenterica DSM 1558 is the source of this 540-nucleotide messenger RNA. RefSeq lists its product as uncharacterized. The coding region runs from base 1 to 540 and encodes 179 amino acids. The transcript has a single exon. The record is from RefSeq and is a predicted model, not a curated record. NCBI's taxonomy places the organism in Eukaryota, Fungi, Basidiomycota, Tremellomycetes, Tremellales, Tremellaceae.